Humulus lupulus (European hop) is the source of this 495-nucleotide messenger RNA. RefSeq names its product protein CHROMATIN REMODELING 5-like. Gene Ontology annotation, biological process: nucleosome organization; regulation of transcription by RNA polymerase II. The transcript is spliced from 5 exons. The coding region runs from base 1 to 495 and encodes 164 amino acids. Gene Ontology annotation, cellular component: nucleus; chromatin. Gene Ontology annotation, molecular function: histone binding; chromatin binding; DNA binding. Lineage: Eukaryota; Viridiplantae; Streptophyta; Magnoliopsida; Rosales; Cannabaceae. The record is from RefSeq and is a predicted model, not a curated record.
AUGACAUUGUGGAAGGAAUUUAGCACCAAGAACAAGUUGUUGAUUACUGGUACUCCAUUACAGAACAGUGUGGAAGAGUUGUGGGAAUUUAAUAUGGUAAGAAUGUUGGAUAUAUUAGCAGAAUAUAUGUCACAUAGAGGGUUUCAAUUUCAAAGGAUAGAUGGCAGCACUAAGGCUGAACUGCGUCAGCAAGCAAUGGAUCAUUUUAAUGCACCUGGUAGUGAUGAUUUAUGCUUCCUUCUUUCAACUCGGGCAGGUGGCCUAGGUAUCAACCUUGCAACAGCAGAUGCAGUUAUCAUAUUUGAUUCGGACUGGAACCCUCAAAAUGACCUACAGGCAAUGAGUAUAGCUCAUAGAAUCGGCCAACAAGAAGUUGUGAACAUCUACAGAUUUGUCACAAGCAAAAGUGUUGAGGAAGAUAUCUUGGAGCGAGCUAAGAAAAAGAUGGUUGAUGAUGUUCUCUUCAAAUUCUUGAGAAAUUUGUUUGCUUUAUAG